Molecule: messenger RNA, 540 nt
Organism: Helianthus annuus (common sunflower)
Lineage: Eukaryota; Viridiplantae; Streptophyta; Magnoliopsida; Asterales; Asteraceae
Exons: 1
Coding region: 1-540 (179 amino acids)
Source: RefSeq, a predicted model, not a curated record
AUGGUAUGGUUCUCCCAAUGUGUUCCUUGCCAUUCAUUUCAUAUGUGGUUAGUGUUCCAGAAUAAACUUAAGACUCAGGAUAGGUUGGCGGUUUGGGAAGCUGGAAGUGCUACAAAUCUUAACCUUAUGUGUUGCCCUUUGUGCAAACAUGAUCGAGAUAGCCGAGAUCAUUUGUUUUUUCAGUGUGGGUUUGCAAAUCAAGUUUGGACUAACGUGAAGAGCAUGGUGAAUUUAGAGAGUGUAGAUAACACAUGGCAGUCUUUAAUGCAAUGGGUUGAUCAACACUCUAAUUCUAAGAAAAUUGAUGACAUUGUGUGCAAAUUGGUGGUGGCUGCGACUUCUUAUUAUGUCUGGCAAGAGCGAAAUAGUCGGCUGUUUAGUUCUAAUCAAUUGACAGAGUUACAAGUGGCUGACAAGAUCAAAAAUUCGGUUCGGCUUCGGCUCAUGGGUUUCAAGUUCCGAGUGGAUUCUGCUAGGCGGAGGAUAUUCAGAAUCUGGAAGAUAGACGAUAGCAAGGAUGAUGUAGCGGAUCCGGGCUAG